GCUCUGCCUUCCCGCUGCCCCCGCCGCGCCCGCGGAGCGCACGGAGGGACCCGCACCGGCUCCCCAGGUAGGGGACAGGGACGGGGACAGGGUCACCCCCCGUGAGGCUGCAGGGCCACCUCCGGGCAGGCGACACCUCUCCUACCCGGCAGAGAACCUCGCCCGCAAGGUACGAUCGCCCCAGGUAGGGAACACGGGCCACCCUCAGGUAGGGACCACCCCAGGUGUGGGAUUGGGACAUCCCCCCAGGAGGGGACAGGGGACACCCCAAUAUGGGACACGGGACCCCUCACGUGAUGGGAUAAGGACCGCAGUCAUCCCGGGAUGAGACAAGGGGACCAAGAGCCACCCCCCAGGAGGGGACCGGGGACUCUCCCUGGGAGGGAAUGGGGGUUCCCAGGCAGGGGGAUACGGUGGGGCCACUGCUUCACAGGGGACGGGGCACUGCCAGCUAGGGGACAGGGAGGUGUGGGGCUGCACGGUGAGAUACAGGGGAUGCCGGGGGCUGCAAGGCCUCACCCCAGGUGAGGGACAAGAGGACAGUGGGACCACUCGGGGUGGGGGAAGAUGGAACACCAAGCCUUGUGUACCCCCAUCUCAUCCCUUUUUCCUUGGGAGUCCUCGGAGCACCCCUCUGAGAGGUCCCUGGGGCAGGGGACAGAGUUGAGGCGCAGCUCUAGAGGGCUGUGUACCAUCCCAGUUUUGGGAGUUGUGGGGAUACCCCAAAAGCGGCCCUAUCCUCCCAAUCCCACCUGAGCUUCCAUCCCAGGAGAUUUCAGGGAAACCAGGGGGGUUCCUUUCCAGUGUGGCUUCGGCCACCCCAAACCAGGAUGGAGCUGCAUGGGGAGGGGAUACCCCCAUUAAAGCACCCCUCGAGCCUCGGCCACCCGAUGGCCCCGGGCCAGGGGGAUCUCGGGGGUGCCGCCACAGGGCCGCCGGGAUCCCGGCAGCCCCGGCACAAAGAGGAAUGCGAUGAGCACAUGGUUCCCAUUAACCCCGGGGAUUUUUUUUUUCUUUUUUAGGUUGCUUUUUUCUUUUUUCUUUUUUUAAUGAUCUUUUCUUUUUCCCCCAGUUUUCGCAGCUCUGCUAGGGAGGAGGAAAAGCGGGGGCUCCGGCGGGUGAGGAGCUGGGCGAAGGCCGGUAGCCGGCGGGGAGGGAGGGAAAGAGGGAGCGAAGUGCUCCGGGUUCUUUUUCCUCUUUAAUCCCUUCCCUGCUUGAGUCAGAGGCUGAAGUCAUCGGCAGGAAUAUCUCGAAGCUUUUCGCCCACCUCGGGGAGUCUGUCUGCCCCUCAAAAAAUGUGCUGACCCCCAUGAGUGGAAUUUUGGGGGAGCAGAGCCGCAUGAGACCGGGAACUCAUCACACAGAAUCAACCCCUGAUCUGGCCCUUCCACGGCUUCAGCGAUGUUGCCAGGGAAAGCAGAGAAAAGAAUUGCUUCAUCCAUCUUCAUCACCCUCGUGCCACCACGGAGGGAUGUGGCCACCAAGGAGAAAACCCAACGGGAGCCGCAGCCAGGUGGUGCCGAGGUCCCUGGCACCCAUCAGCCCCAGAUCCUGCUGUCACCCCCCACGUUGCCCAACGGAGAAACCCACCUGGUGGCCCCUGUACCUGCAUCCCCACCAGUCCUGCCCCUCUCUGAAGUGCCCCAGCCCUUGUCCGUGGAGCCGCUGGGUCUGGCACUGCAGCAACUGGACCUUGCAGCACCUUCCACCCUCCAGGAGCAAGCAGGCAAGCGGCAGUGGCAGGAUGUGAAUGGUGACCCGGGGAGGGACAGCUCCAGAGACAUCUGUGCCUUCUGCCACAAAGCGCUGGGGCCCCGGGAGCCGACGGUGGAGGCAAUGCGGAAGCAGUACCACCCUGACUGCUUCACCUGCCGCACAUGCCACCGACUCCUGGCUGGGCAGCGCUACUUCCAGAGAGAUGGGUGCCCCACGUGUGACACCUGCUUCCAGGCCACGCUGGAGAAAUGUGCCAAGUGCCAGGGGCUGAUCACAGAGCACAUUGUCCAUGCUCUGGGCAAGGGCUACCACCCCAGCUGCUUCUCCUGCGCUGCCUGUGGCCGGGCCAUCGGCACGGAGAGCUUCGCCGUGGACGAGCAGGGUGACGUGUACUGCGUGCCCGACUACUACAGGAAAUAUGCUGCGGUGUGCAGCGCCUGCGAGCGCCCCAUUGUCCCCUGUGAGGACGAGGACACCUACAAGAUCGAGUGCCUGGGACGCAGCUUCCACGAGAGCUGCUACCGCUGCGAGAGCUGCAGGAUGCCCCUGUCGCCGGAGCUGACAGAGAACGGGUGCUACCCCCUGGACAACCACCUCCUCUGCAAGUCCUGCCACAUCCACUGGCGCAACGAGUCAUCCUGCUGAGACCCUGCAACUCAUCACCCCCUUCCAGUGCCAGGCAACAAAAAGGGGGUGCCCACAGUGGGAUGAGCCCCAUGGCUGACCCUGGGUGCCUGCUGCACCCCCAAAUUACUGCAGAACUGGGUUUUCAUCACCAAAAUGUCCCCAGGACCCUGACCCAGUGGGCUGGCGGGAUGAAAAAUCGUGGAUAUGUCCCAGCACAGCUCUGCACUCAUAACGAAUAUAAAAUGCCCUGACAGAGCAGUAAUGAGGAGUGGAGGUUUUAUUCCUUAUUUCUUUUUUUUAACUCCUUUUUCCAAAGGCCAGUUUGGUUUUCUUGGGUGGUGUUUCUUUCUUCUCGAGCUUCCUUGGGGUUUCACUGAAAUGUUUCUCUCUGUGGAGAGCGGGCACUGAUUUAGUUAAUCACAGUUAAAUAAAACCCCGAGUUUAAAAACUCUCAUUCCUUUCAUCCACCCUGCAUU
This is a messenger RNA of Pyrgilauda ruficollis (rufous-necked snowfinch), 2819 nucleotides long. RefSeq names its product filamin binding LIM protein 1 (gene FBLIM1). Gene Ontology annotation, biological process: cell-cell adhesion. The transcript has 8 exons. Lineage: Eukaryota; Metazoa; Chordata; Aves; Passeriformes; Passeridae. Gene Ontology annotation, molecular function: filamin binding. Gene Ontology annotation, cellular component: stress fiber; focal adhesion. Bases 1402 to 2361 code for a protein of 319 amino acids. The record is from RefSeq and is a predicted model, not a curated record.